Molecule: messenger RNA, 933 nt
Organism: Fulvia fulva
Lineage: Eukaryota; Fungi; Ascomycota; Dothideomycetes; Mycosphaerellales; Mycosphaerellaceae
Exons: 2
Coding region: 1-933 (310 amino acids)
Source: RefSeq, a predicted model, not a curated record
AUGGAGGCCUUUCUCUUGACAGUUGUGCUGCUCUCCAUAUCAGCGCCUGGCAUUAACGCUACCUGCUACAGACCCGAUGGCAGCGAAACGGCGAACGCCCCAUGUAGCCAGCGCACUGGAACCGUGCUGUCCGAGUACAGGAACUGCUGUGCCGAGGGCGAGAUGUGCUUGUCGAACGGACUUUGCAAGAGCUCUUCGGGUUCCUCUGCCGGUGACAAUCGGUACAUCUGGCGACAGUCUUGCACGGACAAGAAUUGGCAUGAGCCGUACAUAUGUCCGAGGUAUUGCGAUGACCAGUUCGAAGACGCAGGAGGUUCUGCCGGAGAUCUCGAUGAUCGCGAAAUCCUUGCGUGCGCUGACACAGAGACUGGCAAUACCACCUAUUGCUGCCUCUACAAGGGUGAUGGAGACGUCGAUCUGGUGAACAACCCGUACAUUUGUUGUAGCGACCAUAGGAGGAUGUUCGAGGCUGCUCCAGCGAAGUACUUCGCCGGCGCAUCGAUUGCGACUAGCUGGCCGGCAAGAACUCCGCAAACGAGUUCAUCACCAACUCUAGCAGUGGACAACUCUUCAGCUUCCACCAAGGUCUCAGCGGCAUCGCCUGAGGGUAUGGCAAGUCUGAGUCCAGGCUCGAAGGCUGGCAUAGGCAUUGGCACUGUGCUUGUGGCGUCGCUUGGGGUUGCUCUGGCUUCGAUAUUCUAUCGACAAUGGCGUGGAGGUAGGGUCGCCAGGAGACGGUCGUCGAAUGACCUCCACUGCCAUCAGGAAGAGGUCAAAGAUCUUCCAACAAGGAGCAGCUGUGGCACUUGCGCCACCCUCGAUGAUCGCAUCUCGCCAGCAUCACCAAAUUCGGGCCCUUUCGAACUGCAUGUGAAGGAUCUUCGAGUAGAACUGCCCGCGAACGAGAGGGAACAGCCAGUCAAUGAAGGAUGA